UUCUUAGCAUAUCAAAAUGGCUAAUUUUCACGUCCAAGACCUGCAAGCUCAAAUGAAAUUGUUUUAUCCCCCAGAACAUUCCGAGGUCCACGACGUCAUCUCAACGCCAAUAUUCACAGACCAAGUCGGCAAAUACCUCAAACAACACGCCCCCAAAAAGAAAGCACCCCAAUAUGGACUGCUGGCCUGCGACAUCUCCAAUGGUUCAGCGCUAAACGAGUCUUCUAGGUUGUUCUACAACGUUGCGGCUCCUUCUAGCGUCUUUAUCUGUGGGAGUCAAGGCUCUGGAAAGAGCCAUACAUUGGCAACGCUACUGGAGAAUUGUCUCGUGAGAUCCGUUGCGAAUGUCUUGACUCGACCGCUGGCAGGGCUGGUCUUUCAUUAUGAUUCCUUCGUAUCGGAUUCAGGUGGUAUCCCAUGCGAAGCAGCGUGUCUGUCCUCUAACAAGAAAGUAUCUGUUAGAGUACUCUGCCCUCCAACAAAUACGGCGACUAUCAAGAAUAUCUACGCCUGUCUCCCCAACGUCACGGUUCAAGAGCUUCGCUUCAGUCAAGAUGACCUAAACACAAAACGCAUGUUGAACCUGAUGGUAGCAAGCCCGGGCCAAGGCGAAAAAAUGCCACUAUACCUUCACACCGUUAUGCGCAUUUUGCGAGAACUGAGAAUCAAGCAGCAACAGCGAGGAGGGGGCUUCAACUACCAAGAGUUUAAGAAUGCCAUGAAAGCUGCGAAUCUCACUAAACAGCAAUCUGCUCCUCUUCACCAACGACUGGAAACACUGGAGAGCUUUAUGGUGAAGCAGGACGCUCCUGCGGAAGGACCAAAAGGUAAGAAAGGGGAGGGAAAAGCAGCGCCGAAGAACCGAGGCAGAGUUGACUGGACACCUGUUAGUGGCCAGCUGACCAUCAUCGACCUAUCCUGCCCAUGCGUAACCGCAGAACAAGCAUGCUCUUUAUUCGAUAUAUGUCUCAGUCUCUUCUUCGAGCAGAAAACAGACUUGGGACGAGUAGUGGCACUGGAUGAGUCACACAAGUACAUGAACAAUACCAACGAAAGCAGCGUUUUCACAGAGUCCCUCUUGUCUGCAAUCCGCCUCCAACGCCACAACGGUACGAGAAUCAUUAUAUCUACACAGGAGCCUACAGUAUCUCCGAACCUAUUGGAUCUCUGCUCCAUCACAAUUGUGCAUCGUUUCACAUCGCCGGUCUGGCUUCAAGUUCUCCGGCGCCAUCUUGCGGGGGCUUCUGAUAAUGACGAGUCAGGCGCCAAAGGGCUGGAAACACCAAAUGAAAGCGAGCAGGGUUCUAAACAAUAUUGGACCAUUCCAGCAUCUGAGAUUUUCUCCAACAUUGUGCAACUCCGCACUGGUGAGGCAUUUGUAUUUGCUCCAAGCGCUAUAGUCGACGCUAUACCCAAGACUCACGCAGGGGCUUCUGUUGCACAGAAGGGUGGCGAUUGGCAACCGGUUUUUCUUGGUGAUGGAAUCAUCAAAGCGAUAGUUCGUAAUCGUAUUACUGCAGACGGAGGGAAGAGUAUUAUAGCUUCCUAA
Messenger RNA from Fusarium odoratissimum NRRL 54006, 1549 nucleotides. RefSeq lists its product as uncharacterized. Bases 17 to 1549 code for a protein of 510 amino acids. NCBI's taxonomy places the organism in Eukaryota, Fungi, Ascomycota, Sordariomycetes, Hypocreales, Nectriaceae. The record is from RefSeq and is a predicted model, not a curated record. The transcript is spliced from 3 exons.